GGUCCUGUGUCCUGAUCUUACCGGUUUCAGUAGGCAGUUUAUCAUUGUUUGACGUAUGGAGCUACAUACAUACCGGUUAACGCUGCCUGAUGACUGUCCGGACAUGUGCGUGGCCGGCCGGGCUCUCCGCAUCCUCGUAUCAUCUAUCUGCCUUAUCUUGAGUAUUCUCUAAGAACCAUGUCAGGCCGCAAGCCUAUCUUUGUGGCCACGCAUCCGCGGGCCUGCUCGACAGCCUUCGAGCGUGUCUUCAUGACCCGGCGCGAUAUUCUCCAUUGUGUCCACGAACCCUUCGGAGAUGCCUUCUACUUCGGCCCCGAGCGGCUUAGCGAGCGGUAUGAGAAGGACGAAGCCGCGAGGAAGGCGAGUGGCUUCGACCAGGUCACGUUCAAGGACGUGGUUGACCGGCUGUUGAGCCCAACUGAUAAUGAGGGCAAGCGGGUCUUCAUCAAGGAUAUUGCGCACUACCUGCUCCCGCCAAACCAGAAGCCCGCCAGCAUCGCCCCGUCCCUCCGCGAGAGUCAUGCUGGCGCCCUCGCCGACGGCACAGCCCCGAACAGCGCCGGUGCCGGCGGCGCCUCGCACUCCACGCCCGCCGUUCCCAACCCAACAGUCAUCCCCCUCGAGGUCCUCCGCAAGUUCCACUUCACCUUUCUCAUCCGCCACCCGCGCCGCGCCAUCCCCUCCUACUACCGCUGCACGGUGCCCCCGCUCUCCGCCAGGACAGGCUUCCACCAGUUCAUCCCCGCCGAGGCCGGCUACGACGAGCUGCGCCGCCUGUUCGACUACCUGCUGCAGGAGGGCGUGAUCAGCCGAGGCCGGCGGCAACCUCAGCAGCAGCAACCACACAAGAACGAACAACAAAACGGGGAUGACGAUGUCCCAGCACCCGCCAACACCGCCAACAUCGUCAACGGGCCAAGCAGCAGCAGCAGCAGCAGCAGCAGCAGCAGCAGCGACGAUAGCGUGCCAAUCACGGUCAUCGACGCCGACGACCUGCUGGACAAGCCGGCCGAGGUGGUGCGCGCGUUCUGCGCGGCCGUCGGGAUCGACUACCGCGACGCGAUGCUCCGGUGGGCGGGGGACGCCGAGGGCCAGCGGCUGGCCGAGGCGGCGUUCGCCAAGUGGGACGGCUUUCACGACGACGCGAUCGCGAGCUGCGAGCUGCGGGCGCGGGGGCAUGCGAAGGCGACUCCCACGGAGGAAGAGGAGGACGAGGAGUGGCGGGAGAAGUACGGCGAGGAGGCGCAGAAGGUGAUCCGGGCGUGUGUCGACGCCAAUGUGGCUGACUACGAGUAUCUCAAGUCGUUUGCGAUCCAAGUGUAACUAACUAAUGGCCGUUGGUUGGGGUACGGAGACAGCGUUUUGGAUUAGUUACCAGAGUGAAGCGGCCGUCUUUUAGAUACACGCGUGGUACCACUGUUCCCGAGUAAACGUGCUCCUGUGAAUCCCCCAUUUCAAUCGUGUGAUACACAAUGUACAUACAGUA
This is a messenger RNA of Thermothielavioides terrestris NRRL 8126, 1486 nucleotides long. RefSeq lists its product as uncharacterized. The record is from RefSeq and is a predicted model, not a curated record. The coding region runs from base 178 to 1323 and encodes 381 amino acids. The transcript is spliced from 4 exons. Lineage: Eukaryota; Fungi; Ascomycota; Sordariomycetes; Sordariales; Chaetomiaceae.